Messenger RNA from Plasmodium gallinaceum, 8613 nucleotides. RefSeq names its product conserved Plasmodium protein, unknown function. The transcript has 2 exons. The coding region runs from base 1 to 8613 and encodes 2870 amino acids. Lineage: Eukaryota; Apicomplexa; Aconoidasida; Haemosporida; Plasmodiidae. The record is from RefSeq and is a predicted model, not a curated record.
AUGGUGGAUAGCGAAUAUCAUGAUGUUUUUGAUACAACAGAUGAAUUAGAAUCCAUAAAUGAUAUUAAAGAAUCUAUAAAUAAUAUCUGUUCUAUAAAUAACAACUUUAUGAAUGAUUAUGAAAAAUUAAAAAAUGAAAUAGAUAAUAACGAAAAAAAAAAUGAAAAAGUAGAUAAAAAUAUCAAUUCAAAUAAUAUAUUAAAAAAAAGUGAUGAAAAUAAUGGUGUAUAUGAAAAGUACAAUAGAGAAGUGAAAAAUACCAACUCAAAAAGUGAAAGUAUUAAUUUAUAUAAUAACAUAAAUGAUAAUUUAUCAAAAUUGAAAACAAUGAUAAAUUAUGAAAAACCAAAUGAAAAAGAUAAAGAAGAUUUGAAAAAAAAAAUAGAUGAAAAUUAUAAAAGUACUUCUAAUGAAAAUAUCUUUUAUAAUUAUACCUCAAACAAAAAUUGUAUUAAAAUUAGUGAGGGUAGUUUUAAGGAUAACAAUAAAUUAAAUGAACUAUUAAAAAAUACUUCAAAUGUAAAUUCAUUUAAGAACUUAGAAAAAAACAAAAGCUUCUUAAUAAAAUCUAAUAAUGAAAAUACUUCUGAAUUAAAAAAAAGUGGUAGUGAAAAUAUUAUUAGUUAUAAAAAUAUAAAUUUUAACAACAAUAUUUCUAUUGACUCAGAGAGUUAUAUGAAAAAUAGCAAUAAUCUUAUUAAAAUUAAUGAAAAAUUUUUGAAUAGCAAUAAUAAUAAUUAUUAUUCGGAUGGUAAAAAAGAAUUCGAUUUGACUUUAAAUAAUAAAAAGAUAAACAAAAAUAUACCAAAUAAUUUUUUAGAAACAAAAAAUCAUGUAGAAGAUAAAUUAAAUAGAAAUGAUUUAGAUAUAUCAUUAAUAUCUUCAGAAAGUUUUAGAAAAGAAUUUAGUUUUUGUUCAUUUAAUGAUAAGAAUAAUUCUAACAACUUUUCUUUAAAUGGUAAUGAUAUUAAAAUUAGCAAUAUUUCUAAUUUUUCUAAUAUUUCUAACCUAAACGAUUCAGAAAUAAAUGAUAAUGUUUCUAUUAGAUCAUUUGCAUUUGGAGGAAAUAUAAAUAAUUCGUUAAAUAAAAAUAUAAAAGAAACUUCUUUAAAAGAAAAAAAUCAAACAGAUAAAAUAUCAAGUAAAAGUUAUAUUCAUGAGAGAAAUAAUAUUAAUAUAAAAAGUGAAUUGGCAAAUAAUGAAGAAAGAUAUUUAAUGAAAAGAAAUAAAUCUGAUAUAAAUAUUAUUUCAAGCAAUAAUUAUAAUAAUAUAUAUAAUGAAAAUAAUUUAAAAAAUAUUAAUUAUAAUAAGAAGGUAUAUAAUAAUGAAUUAUUAAGCGAUAAUUUAAAUGAAAAUAAAACAAAUAAAAAUAAUUUUUUUGAUUAUGAACACCCAAUUAAAAAUGAUAAAGUAUUAAAUGAAUCUAUAAAUAAAAAAAAAAAUAGUAACAAUUUAAAUAAUUGUAACUUGAGUAAUAAUAUAAAUUUUAACGAAACGAGUUAUAUAAGUAAUGAGAAGGAAUUAAAUAAAAAUUAUAUGAGUGUAGAUAAUAAUUUAACAGAAAGUACAAAAAAUAUUAGCAAAGAUACAUAUUUAUCAAACUCAAAGAAUAAUAUUAAUUACAAUCAAGAAAACUAUUAUAAUAAGAAAGAAAGCAUUAAUAUAAAAUCAAAUUUUGAUGUUAGUAAUAAUAUUUUCAAAAAUUAUAAUAAAGAAACAGUUUUAAAAAAAAAUGAAAAAGAAAAUAAUAUUUAUGAAAAAAAUAAUUUAGUUAAAGAUAAGGUAAAAAAUACUUCGCUUAAUUUUAUGUAUGACGUUACUGAUAAUAAUAAAAAAAGUUUUCAUAAUAAUAAUUAUAAAAAAAUAAAUUCAAAUAAUAUGUUGAAUGAUUUAAGUUUAAAUAAAUUGGAAAGUUUAAAUAGUAGUAUCAUUGAUGUUUUUACGAAAAACAAUGAUGAGCAUAAAUUUCUUGAUGAUAUUAUUCUUGAUGAUAGUAUUUUUGCACAAGGAGUUAAUUUAAAUAAAGAAAGUUUAGGUCUUUAUAAUGAUAAUAUUAAUAAGAGUAUGGAAAAAAAUUAUAAAAUAGAUUCUUCUUUUUCUGAAGAAAAUAUGGGAGAAAAUAUCUUUAAAAUAUCUAUGAGUUGCAAUGACACGAUUACACCACAUUAUAAAAAAAUAGUAGAAGAUAACAAUAAUGUGGAAAAAAAAGAAAUAAAUGAAAAUUAUCAAAAGAUUAAGAAUUCUAAAAGAAAUGAUUAUUAUGAAAAUGAUAAUAUUAAUUUUAAACAAUCCUGUAGUAAUAUAAAUGAAGAAAACGAUUUAAAGAAUAAUUUAAAAGAUUAUUUAUAUAACAAAGAAAAAAAUAACAUUGAUCUAAAUUUUAAAAAUUUAAAUACAUUUGAAUUUGAAUUAAAUAAAAAUGUUUUAUUAAAAAAUACUAUGAGUCUUCAAAAAGAUUAUAAUAUAGAAAAAAGAAAAUCAAAAACUUCAUCUGUUCAAACUUUCAAUAAAGAUAAUCAUAGUUUAUUAAAAGAAGAUAAUACUUCUAUAAAAAAUAGAAGAUAUAGUGUUAGUAAGACAGAUAUUAUAAAUAAUUUUUCAAAAUACGAAACAAAUACCCUUGAAGAAAAACCAAUGAAUAUUGAAUUUGAAAAAUUAAAAAGCAGUUUGUUAGAUAAAGAAUAUUCUAAUGAAUUAAACAAAAGCAAAUGUAUAGAAUUUAACAAUUUUUUAAAUAUAAAUAAAUCACAAAGUAAUAUUAAUAAAAAAGGUAUAAAUAAUUAUAAAUUAGAAAAUAAACAAAAUUAUAUAGAUGAAAAUAAUAUAAAUAAAUGUAGUAUAUUUAAUUAUAAUCAGAUGCAUGUAUCAAAUAACAAAGAGGAAAUAAUGGAAAAUAAGGUUAUAAUAUCAGAAGAUAAUUUAAAAAAAAAGAAUUUUAGCAGGUUCGAUGUUAAUAGUGAUAACUCUAUAAAUAAGUGCUUAAAUAAUAAUGUAUGUAAUCUUAAUAAGGAUACAAAAGAUGAAAAUAUAUAUAAAAAUAAAAAUACAUAUAAUGAAGAAAAAUUGAAAUCUUUAAAUAGUAUUAAUAAUAAUGAAGUUUAUGAAAUGGAUAAUUAUUAUGCUCAAGAUAAAAAUAAAGAAUAUAAAAAUAAUGAUAUAAAUAAAUAUGAAAAAUAUAAAUUUAACUAUAGCAAUGAUAAUACACUUUUAAUUAGUAAUUAUAAAUUGAAUAAUGAUUCAAAUAUAAAUAAGACAAAUGAUAAAGUAGAUGAUUAUGAAUGUAACACAAUUAAACAAGAAAUUAUAUAUGAAGAAACGAACAAGGAACUACAUGAGGAUAUUUUAUCAACACAUAAAAAAAUUGAUGAAAUCAACAAAAAUUAUAAAAACUCAAAUGUUAACAAUAUUACAAAUAAUAACGAAUUUCAUAGUGAUAAUAUGGAGAAUUAUUCAAAUAAUGUCAGUAAGAAAAAUUUUAUAAAUGAAAAUGGUUAUUAUAUUAAUAAAAGUAAUGAAAACUUAAAAUAUGAUAGUAACAAGAAUAAUAAUGUGAUUGAAUUUAAAGAUAAUAGUUUUAACGAAUAUAUCUUUACAACACAUAAUAAAGAUAAUUUAAAGACAUCCAAUAUGAAUAUUUUACAUAAGAGUAAUUCUAAUAUGAAUAAAAAUAAAUAUAUGGUAAACAAAAAAGAAUGUAAUAACUUGAAAGAUUAUAACACUAAGGGUAUAGUAGAAAAUAAAAACAGUAAUGAAUAUAAGGAAACUCUAUUUCAAUCUAAUGGAAGUAUAAUUAAACAGAGUAAUAUGGCAAGUAUACCUGAUGUAUUAAAUUUAGAUAUUAAUAAUAAUUCUCCAGUUUUUUAUUUUGAUAAUAUAAAUAAUUCAAUAGAUUAUGAUAAUAAUUUUCAAAAAACAUUACAAAAUCCUGUUUCUUCAAAUGAAUGGAAGUUAUACAAAGAAAGAGAAGAAAUAUUAAAUAGCAGAAAAAUAUUACAUAGUAAUAGUAGGAAUAACUCGAAAACAGUACCCUUAAAUGAAAUAAAAGAUAUAUUUAUUUACCCAAAUAUGAAAAAUAAAAAUGAUUUUUCCAAUGAUUAUAUUGAGAAUAGAUCGGAAAAUAAUUUAAUUUUUUAUGAUAAAAUAAAAAAAAAUAAAAGUGAUGAUAUUUUCUUACAUUGUAAUACAACUAAAGAAAAAAAUAUAAUUAACCAAAAUGAUUUUUCAUAUAAUAAAAUAUUAAGUGAAACCAAUUUAAAAUUAAACGAAAAAAAUAAAAACAUAGAAGCAAAUAAUAAUAUAUUUUUAGUACAUGAGGAAAAUAUCACACAUAAAAAUUUACUUAGUAUGAAUAGAAAAGGUUACAAUGAUAAUAUAGACACACAGAAAAAUUUAAAGGAAAAAAAAGUGAAUAAAAGGAAAGCAUCAAGUACAUCAGACAAUGAGAAAUUUACUUUUAAUAGCGGAAAUUUUUCUUUUGAGGAAAAAGAUAAAAUAUAUGAAAAAAAUGAUAAAUUAUGUGAAAAAAAUAAUGAAUUAUUUAAAGAAAAUAAUAAUCAAAUUACAAGUAAAAAUUUACUAAAAGAGAAAAAUAAAAUUAAUUAUGAUAAUAUAAAUGAUGUAAAUAUAAAACUUAAGGAUGAAAUAUAUAAUCCUACCAAUCAAUUGUUAAAUGAUGAGAAACGUGUUUUAAUUGAAUCAUACAACAAAAAUGACUCAUUUUUAAGAGAUGUUGUAAAUAAGGAAAAUUUAUCAAGUGAUAUUCAAAAUAUUAAAACUUUUAGUCGUUUAGAUAAAAACAGUAAAAAUAAUGGGAAAAUUUUUGAUGAAAAUAAUAUUAUCAUAAAUGAAAAUGACAAUAAUAGUAAUAAGAAUGAUGAUAAUGGUAUUAAUAUAAAUGAAAAAAUAAAUCAUAAUUUUAAAAUAAAUAGAUAUAAUGAAUAUAGUAAAAAAAUGGGAAUAAGCAAAAAUAAUUUUGAUAAUUCUAAUAAUAAUAAUUCUAAUAAUAAUAAUAGUAAUAAUUAUAAUAGUAAUAAUAAUAAUAGUAAUAAUUAUAAUAGUUACGGGUUCAAUUAUAUGAAUAUGGAAAAGGAACACAAAAAUAAUUUAGAUAAUUUUAAUUAUGAUGAUAAUUUUUCUACAUGUAAUAAUGAUUAUAUUAAUAAUAAAGAUACUAAAUGUAAUAAUAACUCUAUGUAUUACUUAGAUAAAUUUAAUAGUGUAAAUGAUUAUGAUAUGAAAAAAGAUGAGAGAAGUUAUAUAAAAAAUAACGAGUUCAAAGAUAAAUAUAUUGAAAAUAAUUAUUAUUAUAAGAAUAAACAUGAAAAUAAUGAUCACGAAAAAGAUAAGAAAAAGAAUUUUUUUUUUAAUAAUAUCACACCAAAUCAUGAAAAUGAAUUAAGAGAAAAUGCAAAAACAUUAAAUGUUAAUGAUUACGAAGAUAAGGUAAAUAUAUUUAAUACACAUCAUAAUAAUUUGGAAAAUAAAAAUGAUAAAAAUCCAAUAGAACUAAAUAAACAUAUCAACAGGAAUAAUAAAGAUAUACUAAGAAAUGUUUAUAAUGAAGGAAAUGACAGAAAUUAUUUAAUGGGUUUAAGUGAUCAAAAAAUAAAAGGAUUUAUUAAUAAAAGUUUAGAUAAUUUAAGAAAUAAUAGAAAAGGAACGACACAUGAAGAAAAUAAUGUAGAAGAUGAUCUGUGUAAUAAUUACUCCAAUGAUAACAGAAAUAAUUCUAUAUUUGAAUUCAAUGAAGAAAAUAAAAGAAAAAAUAACACUGAACAUGUAAAUAUGAAAUAUUCUUAUCAUAAAGACAGAAAAAAAGAAUUACAGUCAAAUUCAUUAAUAGAUAACAGUGCAAAUGUAAAAUAUAAUAAUGACGAAAUGAAUAAUCUUCAAGAAGUUAUAUUAAAUGAUUCCUUAAGUAAUAGAAUCAAUAUAGAAAAUAUAAAUAGUAAUAAAAAGUACCAAAACUGUAAUAAUUUUGAUAUCAAUGUAAAUUAUAAAUAUAAUAAUUUAAAUAAGGAAAAUAAAAAAUACGCGGAAGAAGAAUAUUUUAAUUAUACUAUUAAAGAAAGCAAUAAUGGAAAAUAUCUUAAUCUAUACAAUAAAGAGGGGAAAUCAGAAAAUAAUAAUUUUCAUGAUUUGAAUAAUAAUGAAAAGAUGAAAUUUUUAAAUGAAAAAAAUAAUUUUAAGGAAAAAUUUAAUUAUGAUCACAAAUAUAACCAUACAGACAAUUAUAUGAUAGAAAACAAUAAAGAAAUUCUUCAUAAACAUUAUAAAGAUAACCAAAAAUAUGAUGAAAAUAUUUCUAAUUAUCCAUAUGAAGAAGAAAUAGUAAAAAAACAAAAAAAUAGCAGAAAAAAAUGUGAUAAUAAAAAUUUUAAUAAUAUGAGAGAUGAGAAAUUUCCUUUAAAAGAUGACAGAAAAAAAUAUAAUAAUUUUAGAGAAAUGAACGAAACUUAUUUAGUAAAAAAAAAUGAAGGAAAAUGGGAUGAACAAACUAUAGAAUCUUUAAGAAAUAAAAAAAUAGAUGAAGAAAGUGUAUUUUUUAAUAAUGAUAAAGAUAAUAAUUAUGUACAAAAUAAUAAAAAUAAAAUUAUUUCAAAUAUGCCUAAUGGAUAUUAUACAAAAAAAAAUAAGGAUUUUUAUAAUGAUAGUAAUUGGAUUGAAGAUGAGCAUAAACAAAUAUAUAUAGAAGAUGAUAAUAACUAUAUUCAUUAUCAAAAGGAAAAUAAUUAUAAUGAUAAAAUGUUUUUUAAUUAUGAUGAAAAUUCAAAAAAAGAAGUUUAUGAGAAUUUUCAUAUAAAUAAUAAUUAUGAUAAAAACGAUGUUUAUUAUAAAAAUGGCGACAAAUAUAUAAAUGAUGAUUGUAAUUAUAAACAUAAUAAAAAUGGUUUCAUUUGUAAAGAAAGCAUUACAAACUACAAAGAUUAUGAUUCUGGUUAUAAUAUGCAUAAUAAUUAUGAUUAUUUUGAAUACAAACAAUUUGAUUAUAGCAAUAAAAUCAUGAGAUAUGAUAAAAAUCAUUAUAGUGAUUAUAAUCAUAGUAAUAUGAAUAAUAAAAUAAAUAACAGUGAUAACAAUAAUGAAUUAGAAAAUAAAAAAUAUUAUAUAUAUGAUGAAAAUAAUGAUAUUUUAAAAAAUGAAAAUAAUUCUGAUGUUUUAAACAAAAUAAUGAAUGUAAUGAUGAAUAUACAAAACGAUUUGAAAGAUGUAAAAUAUAAAUUAAUAAAAAAAAAAAGUAUGAAAGAAAAUGAAGAAAUAAAUGACAAAUUGAAAAGAAAGAAUAGUGUAUUAUGUAUAAAAAACAUAAACACAAAAAUGGAUAACAGUAAAAAAUUUUCAACAUACCUAAAAGAGGAUAAUAAUAAGAUAGAUAAAAACAACAGUGAGAUAUAUUCGGAUGAAAAUUUAAAGAAAAUUAAUAAUAACGAAUUAGAAAAUAAUAAAAUGAAAAAGUAUAGUAGAAUAAAUCGUAACACUAAUAAUAACACAUAUAUUGAAGAAGAUAAAGUAUUAAACAGUCAGUAUUCAAAAGACAUUAAAUAUCAUGAAUAUUUGAGUGAAAAUUUUAUAAAUGAUAAUGAAAGUAAAAAUUAUGUAGAAAGAGAGAGUAAUAAUAUAAAUUAUAUCUCCAAUAAAGAAUUGUAUAAUAGCUUAAAUUUUGUUUUAAAAAAUUUAAAUUAUGAAAGUAUAGAAGAUUCAGAUGUUAGUAAAUCAAAUAGAUUGUAUUUAUUUAAUAAAUUUUUUACCUCAUUGUUUUAUGAAGACAAUAAGAAAACACAUAAUUUUAUUAUGUUAAAUAUUUAUAAUAUUGAACAAAAGAGACAAACACAUAAAGUUUCAUUAUUUUUAGAAAAAGAUUAUUCAGAUAUUUUUCAUUAUGCAUACAAUAAUUUGUUAUUCUAUGCUUUUGAUUGUUAUAAUUUUUAUAGAUAUAUAAAAAAUAAAUUUAGGGAUAGUUAUAAAAUUUAUGAAAAUUCAACAAUAUGUUUAUAUAUAAGUAAUAAUUAUGAAACAAAUCUAAUAAAUAGAAUUUUCAUCGAGCAAAAUAAUUAUAAUGAUGUUAAAUAUUCAUUAAAUGAAAGGAGGAUACUAAAAACAUGUACGAAAUAUUUUCUAGACCAUUUUUUAUCCUUAAUAGAUAAAAAAAUUAAUAUAAAAAACGUAGUUCCUUUAAUGAAAAAAAUAAAUUAUGAAUUUGAUAAAAAUAAUUUAUAUUUUUUUAUUUCUGAAUUCAACUUAAUGGAUAAAAUUUUUAGUGAUUCACAUGGUUUUGAUUGUAAUAAAAAAUUUUUUGAAAAAAAAUGUCCAAAUAUCAAAAAUUUUGCAAUUUUUUUUAAGUUAAUACAUGAUGCUACGAAUUUUUAUGAUACUUUCAUUAAUAAUAAUAAAAUCAACUUGGAUAAUUAUAGACUAAUUAUUGUAGCUUUACAUAAAGGCAAAUCAUUUAAUUACGAUAAAUUAUCUUUUAAUGAGUUUAUGAAAACGUCUGAAAACCAAAUAUAUAAUUAUUACAAUAAUUAUGAUUCUAUGAGUUUUGAUAAUGAUAUUGUAAUACUUUUUAAUUUAUCUUAUGCUGUUCCUUUUUAUUAUAUAGAAUAUUAUAAAAAUUAA